AUGCAAAUACAAAGAUUGUAAUUUCAAUUACAUUUCUUGUUAAUUUUUUUUACUUAUGGUUAAGAGAAUCAGUCAAUCUUUUGUAAUGACAAUUAAAUCACUUUUUACAAAUUUGCUUAAUAUCCUGCUUUUUUUAAUGAGACUACAAAAGAAUAUUAAAUAAAAGAAAGUGUUGAUUUUUUAGAAAUUAUAUAAAUAUCUGAGGUUCAAUAAUUGAAUAAUAACUACACUCUAAUUCAUAUUCAUGCAACAGGAGAUGAAAUUUUCAAAGUUUUUAACAAUCAAAAUUAAUAUUAUUUAGAAAGAUCUCAAAUAUAGUUGCAUUUUAAUUAAAAUAAUUUUCAUACAUCUAAUUUGAUAUCUUUUUAAAGCAACUUUUAAUUGCCUUUAUGCAACCAAUUCCAUUCCAUUUAUCAAAAAUAAUUCUAAUUUUUAAUUAUUUGUGAGUAGGAAAAUAUAUUUUUAAUUUAUAUUCUUGAAUUUUAGAAUUAAAAUUACACAAUUAAGACUAUUUCUUUAAAUAAAACUAAUAAUGAAUGUUAAUUAUCCAUAAAUUAAUAAAGUAAUGAAAAAUAAAUAUAUAUUUCAUUCAUUAAUUGUUUAAAUUGGAUUAUUUAUGUAAUAGAUUUUAAGGAAAUACAAGAGCUUGUAAAAUCUAAUACAAUUUUUUAAGAUUAGAUUUUAAGAACCUUUUAUAUUCGAUAUUCAGAUCCUUAUCUUAUAUUUGAUCAUCAAAUUUAUACAAUUACAAAAUAUUUAAAACUAUAUAAAAUAUAUGAAAAUUUUGAUAGAAAAAUAUUAACAUGUUCUAAGAUGCUUGAAAAUCUAAUUAUAAUUGUAGAACAAUAAAAUAAUGAAGAAAUAUUUGAUUAUAAAAAUAGUUUUCAUAUUUUGAUUACUAGAAAAGAAAAACCUAAAGAAAUCUUUGAGCUUAAUAAUAAAAUAAUACUUCAUUAUGAAAACUAUAUAGAACAUUUGGAAACAUCAACACUUUCAUAUAAACUCUAUUUAAAAAUUGAUAAGCUAAUUAUUGUUAAUUUCUAGAAUAAAUUUUUUUUUGGAUUAAAUUCCACAAAAAUCUUUUUUUUCUAAUAGAAUACUUACUCACCUUAUUUUAAUUGUAAUUAUUAUAAAAAUUAGAAUAAGUUAAGUUUUUUAACUAGUAAUCUAUAUUAUGAUAAUUAAAUUACUUUUGUUUCAAUCUUAAAGAAUAUUUCAGAUCCUUUUGAAAUAUUUCAAAAUUAUUCAUUUGUUGAAAAAUUAAUAAAGUAAGAUUUCUCAAUCACUUUUGAUAAAUAGAAGAUUCUUAAUGGAGUUAUUCCAAUUAUUACUCCUUUAAAUAAUGCAGAAUUGUAAUGCAAUAAUAAGUUAGAGAAGAUAACUUGUAUUAAUUAAUAUAUAAAAUCUACAAAUUGGUUUUUAAUUAAAAAAUUUAUGGAUGGAUCUUAUGGAAUUCUUUUUCAAUAAAGAAAAAACUUAUAUUUUAUAGAAUGCAAACAUUAAAAACUUACUUUUUUAGGAAUUUUCUAAAAUUUUUAAUAAAGUAAUAUAUUUUCUUAUUAAUACUAAAUUAUAUUGAUUUUAAAUAAUAAAACUAAAAUUUUAGCAGUUGAAGUAUCAAUUUCUCUUGAAUAUAUGAUACUAGAAUUUGAAGAAUAAAUUUUAGAUGUAUAAGUCUUUAAUUAUUAAUUGAUUGUCAUUUUAGAAUCUUGUUAGAUAUUUUCUCUAUAGUCGCCCUUAAAAAUGGUGGAAUUAAAAAUUAAAGUAAUAAAUAAUAUAUAUAUUUAUUAGAAUUUUUAGAUUUCACAAAUUAAUUGCAGAAACAUGCACUAUUUAAAUGAUUAAGUAUCAUUCCUCUAUAAUUAAAGCACUUUAAUAGUUUUUGAAAAUUUUAUUACAACAACAAUUUUACUUAAUAAUCUAUAGAUAAAUAACAUUAAUAAAAUUUAUUUAACCUAAAAUAUUUAUUUAAUAGAAGAACAAAAGCAAGAUAUUAUAACUCUAUCAAAAUAGGUCUAUUUUAAUUAUUAAUUUAUAAAAUUAUAAGAAUAUCAAAAAUUACAUUUUGAAUAUUCAUAUCCAUUAAAUUAUAUACUAAAUAGUAAUUUUUUGGUAGUUGCUGCUUAAGCAGAUGAUACUUGUGUAUUAUUAGUUUAUUCUUUGUAAACUAAAAAAUAGAAUAGUUUAAUUUAAAUUAUUGAUGUUGAUUACUUUUCUUUUCACUUUAUUGACAAUGAUCGUUUAGUUUACAUUUAUUAAAAUUAGAUUUAUCAAUAAAAUAUUGGUGAAAUAAAAUUGUAUUGUUCAACUCAGUAUUUUUUUGAGUUCAACAAAAAUCUUUAACUUCAAAUUCGAGUAGAGUUGAAAUCAAACAUUCUUUAAACAAGAAUUUAGACCUUAAACAUUUCAUUAAUAAAUUGUAUUGAAAAUUUAAUUGCUUUAAACAAAUUUAAAAUACAAUUGAAGGAAGAAGAUGCAAAUAAAAUAAUAUUAAUAGACCCUAGAAAAUAUAUCUCUGGGCCUCUUAAUAAAAUAUCAUCUUAAAAUGAUUCUAUUAUUUUACCAAUUUAAAUUAUACAUAACAUUGAUUUUGCUGAAUGCACAUUUUUUGUUAAUUCUAUUUGCAUCAAUACUUAAGAAAAUUACGUUAUAUUAAAUAUUUUAGAGAAUAAAAAAAGAAUCUAUGUAUCUUAAAUAUAAGAAAUUAGUUUUCAUAAAUAAAAUGACUUAUACUAUCUUGUUCAAUAUUAAUAAUAACCAAUUAAAAUCAAAAUUUAUAAUUUAGUUUCAGAAUUAUAAUCAUCUUUGAGCUUAUUCUACAAUUGUAAUAGCAAAAAACACAUUCAUAUUAUUGAUGAUAUCCUUAUUUUUAUUUGUAAUUAUGAAAUGACUUUGUACAUGAUAAAUCAAAAUUCAAUACAAUAUAUUGAUAAACUUGAAAUAUUGAUGUUGGACAUAUAAAUAUUAAAUGUUAAAAAUAAAAAAAAUUCAUUUGUUAUAUAUCAUUUUGAACUUAAGGCAGAAUUCCUUACUUAUAUUACAAUUUAAGAUGAUUAAAUAAUUUCAAAAAGUUUUUCAUUACUAUAAGGAAUUAGUAAUUAAAUCAUUUACUUUUAAUAUUAAAUUCAUCUUUUGGAAAUUGAAUAUAAUUUAAAUGAAAGUGAUAAUUAGAAGGUAUUAACUAAUAAUUAAUUUAGUAAAUUUAAUUAAAAUUAAUAAUCUAAUCUUCCAGUCUUUUUGGAUAUUUAUAUUUGGCUUGUUUAGAUUUUAGUUAACUACAAUUAGAAUUAAUAUCACAAUUAGGAAUAAUUAGAUAUUCAUAAGGUAUUGCUCCUUCAAGAAUAAUAACUCUUACAACAGACAUUUUAAUCUUCAUAAAAAACAAUAAUUAUCCAGUGAUGGAUUUAAUUAUAUAUAAUAUAUCAAGAAUUCAAGAAUUUAAUUUUCUUGAUUAGAUUUAUCAAAUGUCAUGUGAGAAAUUCUAAUUAUCUAUAUACAAUUAGUCUAUAGCAUUUUUAACUUUGCCUUCACAAUAAAAGCAUUAAGUUUUAAAGUUUUCAUCGUAUGAAUUAAAUAUAACUACUAUAGAUUCUUAUAGCAAUAUAACUCUAAAUUUUGA
Messenger RNA from Paramecium pentaurelia, 3619 nucleotides. NCBI's taxonomy places the organism in Eukaryota, Ciliophora, Oligohymenophorea, Peniculida, Parameciidae. The record is from the annotation of a GenBank genome assembly.